AUGUCAUUCCAAAAGCCUGAAAAGGAUCAUGGGGACGGGCCAAAAAUUCAUAAAAUACGUAUCACUCUUACAUCCCGUAAGGUCAAAUCGCUGGAGAAAGUCUGUCAAGAGUUGAUAGACCGCGCAAAAUCCAAAGACCUGCGCGUUAAGGGUCCUGUGCGCCUUCCCACAAGGAGCUUGAAAAUCUCAACAAGGAAGACGCCCUGUGGUGAGGGAUCGAAGACUUGGGACAUGUACGAGAUGAGGAUACACAAGCGUUUAAUCGAUCUCAAUGCUCCAACUGAGGUUGUUAAGCAGAUUAUCAUCAACAUUGAGGCGGGUGUCGAAGUUGAGGUCACCAUUGCCGCUUAG
Bacidia gigantensis is the source of this 351-nucleotide messenger RNA. It is a transcript of the gene RPS20, whose product is annotated as 40S ribosomal protein S20. The transcript is spliced from 3 exons. Gene Ontology annotation, cellular component: ribosome; cytosolic small ribosomal subunit. NCBI's taxonomy places the organism in Eukaryota, Fungi, Ascomycota, Lecanoromycetes, Lecanorales, Ramalinaceae. The coding region runs from base 1 to 351 and encodes 116 amino acids. The record is from RefSeq and is a predicted model, not a curated record. Gene Ontology annotation, biological process: translation. Gene Ontology annotation, molecular function: RNA binding; structural constituent of ribosome.